Molecule: messenger RNA, 1547 nt
Organism: Paramisgurnus dabryanus
Lineage: Eukaryota; Metazoa; Chordata; Actinopteri; Cypriniformes; Cobitidae
Gene: rhbdd2
Product: rhomboid domain containing 2
Cellular component (GO): membrane
Molecular function (GO): serine-type endopeptidase activity
Source: RefSeq, a predicted model, not a curated record
UCAUCUUUUCUCUAAAGCGGAAGCUGCAGGUCUGAGCGCUGAGAGCGAUUUUCGUAGCUUAAAAUAUACAACCAGAAAACAAAAUUUAACAAGUUAUGCAUAAUAUAAAAGCUGAAAAUGCAUACUACUUUUAAAAACUGGAGACAGAAGUUUGCCGAUUUCGUACCGGAUGUAGAGUUAACAUGUGGGAUAGUUGUUGUGAUCGCGUUGUCAUGCAUCCUCAGUGUCCUAACAAAUUUUUUAGAUAUUUCGGAACAUUUUUUCAGUUUGGAGUCUAGUGCUAUCCUCAAGGGCCAUGUCUACAAACUCUUCACCUAUUGUCUGUAUCCCAAGAAUAUGACCAAUUUGUUCUUAAAUGCCAUAGUGAUGGUGUAUCCCUGUAUUGGCCUGGAAAAAGGAACUGGAACCAUCAGAUUCCUUUAUCUGUCACUGCUGCUGCCAUCCAUCUGUGGACUGCUACACGUUAUGCUGGAGUUGCUGCUGUUCUCCUCGUCCAAUAGGAGCACAGUAAAUGGACUCAUCCCACUGGCCCUGUCAGUUUUGGGCAUGGUGACGAUCAAUUCUGCUAUGCGGAAGGCAUAUUUUAUGGGCAUUAAUGUGCCCACUGCAUCUCUGCCCUGGAUUUUUUUAAUAGUUGUAACUGUUGCCUUCCCAAACACAGUCUUCCUUUGUAAUGUUCUGGCCAUCAUCACAGGAAUAAUAUAUGGUAUGGGAUGGUUUUCACUGUUUGAGAUGUCAGAGUCCAGAGCUUCCAUCCUGGAGAAAAAGUUCCCCUUACGGUUGCUUAAGUAUAUACCUGGAGUACAGUUCAUCCCUGCAUCAGCAGAAGAACGUAACAAACCUCUUGACCUCUCAAACAUUACCCCUGGGUCAUAUCCCGUCCAGGCCUACGCACCAGUAAACCCUGCCACUGGUCAGGCUAUGGGAAACCAGCCGAACACACUGGAUGGUUGGCCUCAGUCAACAUACCCCCGACAAAACUACACAUUCCCAUCACCUUAUACUGGAAGCUCUGGAGCCGCCACUGAUUGUAGUCAUGGACACGGUCAUAGUCAUGGACACGGUCAUAGUCACGGACACGAUCAUAGUCAUGGACACGAUCAUAGUCAUGAACACGAUCAUAGUCAAGGACAUGGUCAUAGUCACAGUCAUCAGUUUGAUGCUGCCCAUCACUAUGGCAACCCAUGGAUGUCUCCAUAUGUUCAAAGUCAAAUCAGUCCUCCAUAUAAAGUGCCAGGGCAACCUUUCAGUGAUCUACCUCAGCCAGGAGUUUCAUUCACGCAACAGAUCUCCCAUUUAGAGUCUAGCGUGCCCGGUGUUCCUCCACCUGCUCCUGGAUCCUCUAUGGGACGCUCAACCUGAAAAUGUAAUAUUUUUCGGAUUCGUUGGAUACCUCAUGUUUUGAUCACAAAGAUGUUCAACGAGCAUAUUUGCUUGUAUAUAACUUGGGCGUAUUUGUUAUUUUUAUUCAUUUUAUAUACUGUUUUUUAGUUGCAUCUUUUUGUUCCUUAAUAUAUAUAAUUGAAUAAAAAUCUUUUCUAUUAUAA